CAGAUGUGAUUGUUUUCUUAACCUCAAUAGUCAUCAAAUUUAACGCUUAAUGACGCUUAAUAUAUCGGUUCUUGGGACAGAGUGACGUUCAUUUCUGUCAAAUACUUUCAUUUCAUGCAAACGCGCAUUGAGUUAACCUAAUUUUAUUAAUUUUUGAGCUGCUGCAGCUAAGCUGUGUAAUUACCGAUCCUAAAUCAAUACAUAUAAUAUUAGCGAGUAUGACUGGCCUGGGCAUGGAUUUUGAAGAUGAUUUCUUCUUUGAAGAGGAUAAAAUGGGCAUGACAAUUACAUCUGGGAAUAUCGUAAUACAGAAGGAUACUAGUAAUCUAAUCGGUAUAAGCAUCGGCGGCGGUGCACCACUUUGCCCAUGUCUUUAUAUUGUACAAAUUUUCGACAAUACGCCUGUUGCUGUAGAUGGUACUCUUCAAGCAGGAGACGAACUUGUGGCAGUGAAUGGAGCAUCAGUUAAGGGUAAAACUAAAGUGGAAGUUGCAAAAAUGAUACAAUCUUGCGACUCGCAAGUCAGUAUUAAUUACAACAAGUUACAUGCUGAUCCAAAACAAGGUCGUACACUCGACAUUGCUUUGAAAAAGGUAAAGCAUAGAUUAGUUGAAGGAAUGGGUAGCACUACGGCUGACGCACUUGGAUUAUCUCGAGCUAUCCUUUGUAAUGAUGCCCUUGUCCAAAGAUUGAUGAUGUUGAAGCGCACAGAAAAUUUCUAUAGAGGUCUCGUAACGCAUGCUAAAACUACAUUACAUGCCUUUUUUGAUCUGAUACAAAUUUAUAAAGUAUUCGGGGAUGCUUUUGCUGCUAUAGGAGUUCGAGAACCACAGCCACGUGCCAGUGAAGCUUUUAGGCAAUUUGGAGAGCAGCAUAGGCAAAUGGAAAAAUUUGGAAUGAUAAUGUUAAAAACUCUAAAACCAAUACUGAAUGACUUGGGAACAUAUCUUAACAAGGCUAUACCAGAUACACGGUUAACCAUUAGCAAGUACGCCGAUGCAAAAUUUGAAUAUUUAUCUUACUGUUUAAAGGUGAAAGAAUUAGAUGACGAAGAGCAAAGCUGCGUCGCUCUGCAAGAACCUCUUUAUCGCGUGGAAACAGGCAAUUACGAAUAUCGGCUGAUAUUAAGAUGUCGACAAGAAGCUCGCGCGAGAUUCGCAAAGCUUCGUUCAGACGUACUAGUAAAGCUUGAACUGUUGGACAAUAAGCACGUUCAGGAUGUUGUGUGGCAGUUGCACAAGUUUGCAGCAGGUUUGGCCAAGUAUUAUGCCAAUGCACGGGAUUUAUUGUCGACAGUAACAUUAUUCCCGGUUGAAGUCGAUUUGUCACAUUCCGCAUUUCAGUACAAAUCUACCGGGCCUCAAAUUUUAACGGAUUUAAGUGAAGACAUCGAAGAGUACGAAUCGGAAGAAAAACAGAACAUAAAUGAAGAGCUUCUCAUUGAUACAAAUUUCUCAUUGAAUUUAACUGAUAAUACAUAGCGAUACUUCUGGAGUUUCUAAAGAAUUUCAAGAUGAAUAUAAUUUUUUGUCACCACAUACUUAUAUAUGAGAACAUUGUAAUUUAAUUUCUGCUUUCCAUACAACUGUGAUUAUAGAAUUAAAAUAAGUCUUGCGUUAUAUGUACAGAGCAUCUGAUAAUUACUGAAAGCACUCUUGUACAGAGUGGAAUAAAUAAACUAAAUAAGUAGACCAAAUAACUCAGUAGAAUAGUCUUGUAUUACAUGUUUUUUAAUCAAAGGGAUAUUAGCGUGACAUUUAAACGCCAGGGCAUCAUCUUUCUAAUCGGGCAUGAUUUGUGCUCAUACAUUUGUGGUCUUUUUUUUAUUCUUGCACUAAACUGCACUAGAACUCUCUCUUUUACUUUUACCAAAUAACAAACAUACAUCUAUUUUAUUACAAAAGUAUAUAUAAAUACUAGUUCAGCUAUAAAAA
Cyphomyrmex costatus is the source of this 1934-nucleotide messenger RNA. It is a transcript of the gene PICK1, whose product is annotated as protein interacting with PRKCA 1. The record is from RefSeq and is a predicted model, not a curated record. Gene Ontology annotation, biological process: intracellular protein transport; dendritic spine maintenance; receptor clustering. Lineage: Eukaryota; Metazoa; Arthropoda; Insecta; Hymenoptera; Formicidae. The transcript is spliced from 5 exons. Bases 219 to 1481 code for a protein of 420 amino acids. Gene Ontology annotation, molecular function: protein domain specific binding; protein kinase C binding; phospholipid binding. Gene Ontology annotation, cellular component: neuron projection; synaptic vesicle; postsynaptic density.